Monodelphis domestica (gray short-tailed opossum) is the source of this 2856-nucleotide messenger RNA. It is a transcript of the gene RHAG, whose product is annotated as Rh associated glycoprotein. Gene Ontology annotation, molecular function: ammonium channel activity. Lineage: Eukaryota; Metazoa; Chordata; Mammalia; Didelphimorphia; Didelphidae. Gene Ontology annotation, biological process: ammonium homeostasis; ammonium transmembrane transport. Gene Ontology annotation, cellular component: plasma membrane. The record is from RefSeq and is a predicted model, not a curated record.
UUUUUCUUGCCAUGUCAUUGGGAUGUCCUGAGCAUGCAGACUAGUUCAACCCAAAGAGCUUUAUCAAGCUUCUGCAGUCCUUGAGGCUCUUAGUAUGCCACUGUCCUUUGAGACCAACAUGAGGCUCAAAUUCCCGUUCAUGGCCAUAAGCUUGCAGCUUUCCAUGAUCAUUUUAUUUGGAUUUUUUGUUGGCUAUGAAAAUGAUGGGAAUUAUGUCCAGCAGAUCAAUGCCACCAAUCAGUCUGAAAAAUCCCUUGAGCUAUACCCUUUGUUCCAGGACGUCCAUGUGAUGAUCUUCACUGGAUUUGGCUUCCUCAUGACCUUCCUGAAAAAAUAUGGCUUCAGCAGUGUGGGCAUCAACCUGAUGAUUGCUGCUCUGGGUCUGCAGUGGGGCACCUUCAUGCAGGGGAUAUUGCACCACCACAAGAAAUUUGGAAUUGACAUCAAAAGCAUGAUAAAUGCAGAUUUCAGUACAGCCACAGUUUUGAUUUCCUUUGGAGCUGUCCUAGGCAAAACAAGCCCAGUACAGAUGCUAAUCAUGGUGAUUUUGGAAAUCUCUGUCUUUGCAGCCAAUGAAUAUCUUGUUGUUGAGAUACUAGAGGCCACUGAUAUUGGAGCAUCAAUGGUCAUUCAUGCCUUUGGAGCUUAUUUUGGUUUGGCAGUAGCAGGUGUCUUAUAUCGGCCAGGUCUCAGGAGGAGAAGGCAUGACAAUGAACAGUCUGUAUACUACUCUGACUUGUUUGCUAUGAUUGGCACACUUUUCCUUUGGAUGUUCUGGCCCAGUUUUAACUCUGCAAUUGCCGAUGCCGGAGACCACCAGUACAGAGCAAUUGUGAACACGUAUUUCUCCCUUGCUGCCUGUGUUCUUUUUGCCUUUGCAUUCUCCAGCCUUGUUGAGCAUCGUGGCAAACUUGAUAUGGUUCACAUUCAAAAUGCAACCCUUGCAGGAGGAGUAGCUGUAGGCACUUGUGCAGAUAUGGAAAUCCAACCCUUUGGUGCUAUGCUAAUUGGUAGUAUUGCUGGGAUUGUCUCUGUCCUUGGGUUCAAAUUUCUGACACCAGUUUUUGCUACCAAAUUGCGAAUUCAUGAUACCUGUGGUGUUCAUAACUUACACGGCUUACCUGGAGUGAUUGGGGGUAUUGCAAGCAUUGUAGCAGUAGCCUUGGGAGCCACAAAUAAGACUACUAUGGCUAAUCAGGCAGCUGCUCUGGGUACUUCCCUAGGAACAGCAAUUGUUGGAGGACUGUUAACUGGUUUAAUUCUAAAGAUACCCAUAUGGGGAGAACCACCUGACCAAAAUUGCUAUGAUGACUCUGUUUAUUGGGAGGUUCCUGAAGUGGAAGGAUAUAGCCAUUAUUUCCAUGAACAUGAUGACCACAGCCAACUGCAGCCAGAGGCCUAAAAACAUUUCUAUCUUCUCCCAUCAUCUGAUUUCCUCCCAGAAUCCUCUAUUUUUUUAAGCACUACCCAAAUACUUCAAAUCUUAAACACAGACAGUAAUAGACUUUAUAUCCCAAAUGUCCAAUGGAGGACAUUCAUUGGUGCCACAGAUGUCUAUUGAAUUUUGGUUUACUUAUUUCCCUGAGAGGCUAUUACUCACAAGGAUCAUGGAUCCCAUACAUCUUUCCCAGGACUACCAAAUAACCAAUACUGCUAGACAUAACCAAACCAGAAUAGGUCUUCCUAUGCAUUAAGGAUUUUCAAAUAUAAGAAUAUUUUUAACAUAAAAAAAUUGUACUUAUCCCAAAAUAAUACAUAGUUGUGUUCUUGAUUUAGAAAAUAUAAAAUUAUAGAAAACUAUAAAUUCAAUGAGAUUUUAAAUGAAUUUAUAUUUUAUUCAUCACAGAGGCAGUUGUAUACUUUUUUAAAUAGUACUUAUAUAUGUGGGUUACAUGUAAUUUAUUCAGUUUUAUGAUUUAAACUUCUUGAGGGCAGAUCCUAUAUCCAUAGUGUUCUGUGUAGGAAUGCUAUUCAUUAAAGAUGCAUUAGGAUAAUAAUUUGUAUAGGUAAAAAUAUGCAAUUACUUUUAUUAAUGAUUUUUUCUCUAUACAGGAGAUAUGGUUGAUGUUUGUCUGAUUUCCAAUUUCUUUAGAUCAAAUUUGGGGAUAAUUACUAUACUUCUUUCAUUCCUAGAAAAUGGAAAUAUUCUAAAGUAUGUUUUGUAUAUUCGUUAUUUGCAAUAACCACUAAAAAGCAAAUUGAUUGAAGUUAAUUUUAUGGUUUUUUAAUAGAUUAAAUGAUGUGACAAAAUACAAAAUUGUCUUUGUUUUUCAUCUUGAAGCUUCUUAUUAGGUUUAGAGUCAUUCAUUUAACUGACAUUUAUUAAGUACUUACUAUAAAGAAAUAUUAAUACACAUGUAAUAUAUACAUAUAAAUCCUGUUCAUUUCAUUUUAAUGGUUCAUGAAAGGAAUAUAAAGUUAGGCUAACUGCUUUUAUUUCAGAAUUGAAUUACUAGAAUAGAAAAUUUUAUUUUCUUUGAAAAAAUGUCACAAAACUGUGCAUACUCUUUCACUGAGCAUUCCAAUCCUGGAGUUGAGCUCAAUGACAGAAAUUUCCUAUAUAUAGCAAAAUAUCAAUGGUAGCAUUCCUGGUGGUAAGAAAAAAAGAGGGGGAAAAACAAAAUUGAUGCCCAUAGGAUUUGGAAAAUGAUUGUACAAAUUAUGGUUUAUAAAAUGGUAGUAGAGAAACAACAGAUGACAAAGGUGGCCAAGAAAGAAGAUGUCUUCUACUCAUCCACAAGUCUGAAAAGAUGUCAGUCAAAAUUAUCAAACAUGUGAUACAUUAAGAUAAUCUAUGUAUAGCCAAUUUUUAGAUAUUGCUAUAUGUCUUAUUAAAAUUUAAACUAUCAUCUUGUA